CAUGUUUUGUUUUGUGCAUACAAUUUAUUCAAAAAGUAAAUUAAGGUGAAAGUCUAAUAAUAUUUAUUGAAAAAAAGUUAUUAAUUAGUAUAUUAUCGUCACCAUUGUUGUAUUAUGAAAAGAUAUAAACCCUUUCAUUUUGUUUAAUCGAUGUGCUAAAAAAAGAAAGAUGAAAUUGAAAGUGGAAAUUUUCAGUUUUGACUGUUGUGCUACAGAUACAACUAAACAAUGAAAGUCGAUAGAACAGUCUUUCGUAACAGAUACUUUAAGGUAUUAAAGAAAUGGCAGAAUUUGACAGACAGCAUCUCGUCAGUUUAAAAUUUAAACAAAUCAAAGUGCAGGUGAUAACUGGGCUGUUUUUCAAUGAACAGACAGAUGUUAUAGUCAACAGUACAUCACAGAAGCUUCACCUUAAUGAUGGACUGGGUUCCAAGGCUUUAUUUAAAGCAGCAGGUGACCAGAUUCAAUCAGAAAUAUCAGCCAAAUAUCCUGAUGGUGUCACCUGUGGGGAGCUGGCUAUAUCAGGGGGACAUAAUUUAUACUGUGCCUUAGUUUUCCAUUGUUUUCUCAAGAGAUGGACAGAAAGUGACAAGGACAAUGCUGAAAAGGUUUUGAAACAGAUAGUGACAUCGUCAUUGAAAGAAGCUCAUGAAAAACUUGAUGUGCAGUCUAUCACAUUUCCAGCUUUGGGUCGUGGAUUUAGCAACUUUAAAGCAAACAAUGUUGCAAAGUUAAUGUUCCAAUGUGUUGCUGACUUUGAAGAAAGUCUUGGUACCGAGCCAACAGUUAAAGAUGUACGAUUUGUAAUAUAUCCAGGGGAUGAAGAGGCUGUUGAAGCAUUUAUAGAAGAAGCAAAACAAAGAAGUCAGAAUGUUGUCACAACAAUGGAAUAUUCCACAGAUAUAGGAAAUGUUAGGUUCACGCUAGUUCGAGGAUCAUUAACAAAACAAGUCUGUGAUGUUGUAGUAAAUGAAACUCUAGAAAACCUGGACAUGAGUAAAUCACCCAUGUCUAAAGAACUGUGUGCAGCGGCAGGGCCUGGUCUGCAUCUAUCAUUGAAGCAGAACGUUGGAGAUAAAAUAGAAUACGGACAUAUUGCUGUGACUGGGAAUGCAGAUCUGACCAAUUGUAAAGCUGUCUACCACGGAGCACUACCUUUAUAUAAAGAAUCAUCCAAGAUUGAAUGCAGACAGGCAAUCAACAUAUUUUUGAUGCAGUGUUUUAUGGAAGCUACUGAUUCGGGAUUUCAUUCAAUAUCUCUACCACCUCUUGGAACUGAUCUGAAGGGCUAUUCGGCAGAAUUAUCAGCUGAGGCUAUCCAGGGGUCAAUUAUAGAGUACCUGAGUGGAAACUGUGAUGAUACCUCUCUACAAAAUAUAUAUUUGGUGGUGCACCCUUCAGCAGGAAACAUAUUUAAGGCAUUCAAAGAUAAAAUGUUUCGCUAUGCAAAAGGCAAGGAGAAGCUUGACAAGACGUUGAUUGCAAAAACUCCAAAAAAGGGAGAAACACCUGCCAGUGUAGAAAAUAUGCCAUUAAGCUUAGUCCAAAUGUCUCGUAAGCCUGCUAGAGGAACAAAACAGUGGUUUAUACAAAUGUACCAGAAUGACCUAAUGACCCCUCCAUAUUGGACUUAUUUUCCUGGAGGUCAAAGGUUAAGAAAGUUGAAAGUUGACCCAACAUUUGCUUCAAAAUGUGCUUUCAAACUAGUAGAUGUUGAACAAAAAACUUUGCAAGCUAUUAGAUCUUUAAUGCAAAAGACUUGGAAUGAGGAUUCCUUUAAACAUGGACGUGAUGCUGCUGGCUUAGUGGAUCUUAAAUACAAUCAAAUCAAAGUCACAGAUGUAAAAAGGUUGGAGAAUCUCAAUUUAUUCGAAAAAUAUGCCAGUUUCCGUCAACACAUGUUUGGAAAAGUUCUCAACCAGUCGAGUACCUUUCGAUCACCGGAAGAAUUAUCAAAGUCAAAAGGUCAGUUGUUAACCACACAUCACAUAGAUCCUUGUUUGACAAAGGAUAUUUACAGAGAAAUAAAUGAACAUUAUGUUUUCCAUGGGACAAAGCCGGAGAAUAUAGAAAUAAUCUUAGCCACAGGCCUAGACAGUCGGAUGGCAGGAGCUAAUGCUAUGUUUGGUCAGGGAGUGUAUGGAGCAGAAAGCUCCACGAAAUCAGAUCAGUAUGCAGAUGAUAGAACUAACAGGGACAUGUCACCCAAAAGCAUGUUCCUGACGCGAAUGUGCAUGGGUGAGAUAUGCAUUGUUGAUAAACCAAUACGCAUGCAGAGGCCUCCCUGCAAAUCUUGUUUGUUACUCAGAUGUAAAAAAGAAUGCCGAAACACUAACUUGUUUGAUUCUGUGUUGGUCGAUGGACCAUGGAUAUUCAGAGAAAUGGUUGUGUAUGAUCAUGCUCAAUGUUACCCAGAAUUCCUUAUAAAAUACCAACGUGUUAAAUAGACUGUUCCUGCUUGAAACAAUGAUACAGAAGGAGAUAAAAUAAUAGAAAUGUGCCAUAAUGUCCAUUUGUUUGGCAUAAUGGCUAUAUUUGACAUAAUGCUUAUAUAUUUGCCAAAAUGUGUGUAUAUCUGUCUUUCUAUGGAAACACAUCUUGUCAACACCAUUUAAAUGUUUAAACUAUAAAAGUACAAGAGCAUAAUCAAAACGUGUGUAUAUAAAUCAAAGCAUCAUCAAAACUUGUGUACAUAAAUUAAAGCAUCAUUAAUACUUGUGUAUAAAAUCAAAAUAACAUGAUAAUGACCCCAGCAAGUUUAAAGAAUUGUUGGGUAAAGCAGAGGCGAAUUAAGGGGGGAGGGGGGCAGGGUGCCCUGGCCCCCCCCCCCUUUUUGUCGGAAAAAUUUGGUUGAUUAUUUAGGGAAUCACUAAAGCAUGACUAAGCGGGCCCCCUCUUAUGGCAGUCAGUGGGUCCCCUUAAGAAAAAUUCUGGAUCCGCCACUGUUAAGAUCAAGUUGACAUAUAAGAGUUUAGAACCUUGUCAGACCAAACAUUUUAGUAAUAUAUACUAAACAGGAUUUUCAAAGUUCUAUCAAAGUUAUGAUACAAUUAUAUCUAUAAAUGGACAAUCUUUUAUAAACAUGAUUUACAUUUAAAUCUCAAUUAGGAGAGGUAAAACUUUUUUGAACUUCAAGGUUAUAGAUUUCUGGUCAAAUUGAGGUCAGGGGUCAAGUCAAAAACCAUGUCUAUAUAAAGCAAGCUUAACAGCUUUGUUGAUCGUCAAGAAAUAAUAUACUUUAUCAAAGUCAAUCUGAAGUGAGAGAUUCCGAUAGAAAGCUUUCAACCUCUAACAGUGAUAAAAUAAAAUGGGUACUUAAAAGAAAAUCUAUAGAAUAAGUUCUAUCCAUAAGGAAUUGGAAUAUAAAGACAUUUCACAACAGUAAAGUUCUGUCUCAGGCAAUUCUUACACUUUCUCAUUUGAUACACCAGUUUUGUGUAUAUGUACAUAUGAGUGUCUGGAUGGGGUUUACAGAGAAGAGAAUAAUGGGUGAAAAGAAUAGCGAAAAAUGGUCAAAAAAUAUAAAGAAUAGAGAAAAAUGAUCUAAAAAAUUCAAGAAUUCAGAAAUGAAGGACCCCUGUCCAGACCCUUAUAUGAGAUCAAUGUGGUAUUUCUAUCCUUGAAAUUUUUACUCAAGACAUAGGAAUGAAUUAUACAAUUUCUUCUCAUUUUGUGCCAAGUUUAAUUUUCAUUUUAACUUGAUAUUACAUAUUGAGUCUGUGAUAUGCUCUUAAAAGACUCUACAUCAACUGUCAAGAUGAAGAACAGGAAAAAAAGCCCUGUUCAUUGAUAAUUUUUUUAUUUUUUUUAUGUAUUGUGUCCGAUUUUGUCCCAUGUACAUUUACUCCAUAUCCUUUCAUUUUCUUAAAUGUUCUAGCUUGGUUUAACUGUAUGCUUGUAAAUCUUUUGGCUUGGUUUUACUGUAAACUACUGUGGAUUCAUUAUUAUUCGUGGAAUAUCAAAUUUCAUUGAUUUAGUGGGUAAAGAUAACAACAAAUUUAUACAUUUUCUAUUGGCUUGUAUGCAGACUUUGGCAUUUAACCAAGAAAACAAAUUAUCCAAGAUAAUAUAUUUUUAGGAACUUACUUUAAAUAAAUCAAAUAUAAGUGGUAAUAACUGUCCUUUCCGAUAUUAAGAUAUUUCAGUUUUUCACGGGAAACGCUACACUAAAAUUUACGACAACAUAAAUCAGGCAAUUAAUUUUCUCGUUUGUCAUUUCAGGGCCUUGUAUAGCUGACUAUGCAGUAUGGGUUUUACUCAUUGUUGAAGGCCGUAUGGUGACCUAUAGUUGUUAAUUUCUGUGUCAUUUGGUCUCUUGUGGAGAGUUGUCUCAUUGGCAAUCAUAUCACACCUUAUUAUUAUAUUUUAUCAAUCCACGAAUAUAAAUUAAUCCACAGAAACUAAUUUUCAUGAGCAAUUUAUUUAUGUGACUUCUGUGAGUAAAAAAAAUUUAUGAGUAUAAAUCAUAUUGAUUAUAUUUAAGUUGGACCUCUUUCAUGAAUGUUCAAGAGAUUUAUUAAUUUGUGAUGUUUUACACAUGGAUGUUUGCAUAUCGUUCUAGUUGAUCAACUUUUUAAUGAAUUAUACUCCUUGGACUAGCUAAAAUAUCAUAAAAAUUGUACUUGUCCCAAUGGUUUUUGUUUGUGUCUCCUGCAAAUCUUGGGUUGAUUUUUGGUACAUUAAUGUAUAACUGCUUUUGUGUAGACCUUUGCAAAACCAUAAUAUCAUUACAUAUAAUUAUCCAUGAAACUUUGGGUUUUACGAAAAUAAAAGAAUCUUCAUUAGUUAGGGAACGACCAUUUAACUUCAAGGGGGGGGGGAUAUAGUUUUUUCCAAAAAAAAUAUUCUGAUCCCUAAUUUGAUGAAAAAAAAUAUUGUGGUCAAGCAGAUGACAGAAAAAAAUAUUCUGAAUCCAGAUUUUCCCCAUACCUUAUAGUGUUAAAUUUUGAAGAAAAAUUAUUUGAUUGAUAGCGUUGAAAAACUAAAAAAAAAUGUUUGUGUUUGCGGGAAAAAUUUUCUGACUCAGACAAAAAACCAUAACCCCCACUUGAAGUUAAGUAGUUGCUCCCUGUGGAAGGGUCUAUUGUUAAAGAGUUAAUGCUAUACUCUAGGUGCAGACCUGCCAACUUUCCUGAUUCAUUGGGGAUUUCCCCCAUGAAAGGUGUUGACUAGAAUUUUGAAAUUCUUUAUUAUAUAAACUGAACACCUCAAAACAGGUUUUCAAAUGAGAUAAAAGGGUAUUAAAGCACAUCUAUACUCUUUCAAACAAUAUAGAAGUAGAUUAAAAUCACUUAUGACAAUAUAAGAGGAGCAUAAGGUCCUCUUGCACUUAAAAUAUCCCGAGGAGAUUUUGAAAAGUUGGCUGGUAUGUAGAUGUCCUUUGGUUAAAUAUGUUGUUGGGUUUUGAUCUCAUAUAUAUAUAUCUCUUUAAUUUAAUAUGUAACUGGUACUAUUAUACAAACAAAGAGUGUACUCACUAAAAUGUCUUGCCUGCUUCACUGAAUUUAUUUUGAAAGUCUUAAGGAUAAAGGUGUAAUCAAAACUUUUACUUCAAGUAUCACAUACACUUUACAUUAUCAAUGAUCCAUGACUUUCAUUGUAGACGAGGCAAAACAGACAUUUGAUAUGAUAGUGUUACAUGUGUUUGUACAAGCAUAUUAAAAAUUAAAAAGAUCUGUAUUUUUGUAUGUCUUAUUAUACAAUAUUAUUUUGAAGUAUAUAAUAUUUUAUUUAAUAUUUUUACAAAUAAAAAAUGUCUCAUU
Mytilus californianus (California mussel) is the source of this 5762-nucleotide messenger RNA. Its product is annotated as protein mono-ADP-ribosyltransferase PARP9-like. Gene Ontology annotation, biological process: negative regulation of gene expression. The transcript has 10 exons. Gene Ontology annotation, molecular function: NAD+ poly-ADP-ribosyltransferase activity; transcription corepressor activity. Lineage: Eukaryota; Metazoa; Mollusca; Bivalvia; Mytilida; Mytilidae. Gene Ontology annotation, cellular component: nucleus; cytoplasm. Bases 282 to 2447 code for a protein of 721 amino acids. The record is from RefSeq and is a predicted model, not a curated record.